UUCUUCUGCUUUCGAAGAGAGAGAGAGAGAGGGAGAGGGAGAGGGAGCAGCAAAGCAAAGAGAGAAAUUCAAAUUCCGAAAAUGGCGAGAAAUCUGAGGGUGCAACAGUCUCUACUUGUUGUUCGUAAGCUGCUUCCUGGAUCCAGACCCCUAGCCCUAAUCCCAACCUCCCAAUCAUCUCCACUUGCUGUUCAAAAGAAAUCAUCUCCACUUGCUCUUCAAAUUUACAGACCCUUGUCCACUAUUUCAGGUCAUGUCGCACAUGAUGAAGCAUCGGUGCCUGUUGAUUCUCUAAUUCGCUUUUUACCCUUAACCUCGAGCUACACUGCUCAAUAUGAUUACAUACUGAAGGCAAUCCGAGAUGACUGUUUGAAUGCGAUCUGCUGCUUCUAUGCGGGGAGCCCACCUAUGCACUUACCUCUAAUCGUUCAAGCUUUCGUGGAGAGAUUCCCACAUGUAAAAAUAUAUCAUUUUCUCAUUUUUACUCUGCGUCAGAAUAAUGACACUUAUGAGGCUGCUAUGAGAAUGUUGAAUGUUACCAGAACACCAUUGUUCCAUUUCUUUCGAAAUGGUAAACAGGUUGAUCAGCUAGUUGGUGAAUCCAUUGUGCUCUUGGACAAGACUCUUAAAAACCUUUACAACAUUGGAGAACUUGACACACAGCAUUCGUUGGAGUGAUCAAGGCUGCUCAUUCUGUGCCUUGGACCGAGAUCGGCAGUUAAUUUUAAAAGUAUUUCCCCUACGAAAGUUGUGCUAUCCACCUCGGGGGGUUAUCCAACUGGGGUCUCUUUGCCGUUGAUCUACGUCUGGAAUGAUCUGGAGCUAAUCUGGCCGUAAGAAUUCUGUUAGUGUGAGUUUGGAGUUAAAGUUAGUGUGUGAACAAAAAAAGAGUGGGACCGAGUUGAGAGGUAGAAACAGAUUGAGCCAUUGCGGGGUAGUAUGCAUCCCUCCCAUUGAGGCCUUCAACCAAAGCAAGAUUUCAGUUGUCUCCAUCCUCUCUCCUUCUCCUCCGCCGAAACUAUCACCGACACCUCUCCGUUUUAAUCAAUUGAAUUGUUAUCCCUCCCUUUUAAUCAAGUCUGGGUUCUGUUUACUGUUACUUUGGAGUGUUCAUGGGUUUGCAAUUGUUUGGUGAUAUAUGGGGACCGAAUAUCACAUACACAGUAAUCCAGAUUCUUAGCCCUUGAACUUA
Molecule: messenger RNA, 1192 nt
Organism: Rosa rugosa (rugosa rose)
Lineage: Eukaryota; Viridiplantae; Streptophyta; Magnoliopsida; Rosales; Rosaceae
Exons: 6
Coding region: 82-678 (198 amino acids)
Source: RefSeq, a predicted model, not a curated record